GCCCAUACCCAUGGCGUCCCGGCCAGAGCAGAAUCAACCAGCAAACAGGGGAAGCUCCACCUUGACAGCCAACGGAUCGGUUGCCCCCCCGGGGACUCCGACUGCAGCGACAGGAACAUCAGCUCGGAUACUAUACCGUCUCGCCUACUAGUCGGGUAGUUUGCGGCCACGAACAAACACAACUGGAAUCCCCAUGGGAGUGUGUCCUAGCGACCGAAGGAACCGGUCUGGGUUGUAGAUGCGUGGUCUGGGAAUGCCCCGGUGCAAUCUGUCCAGCCACCCGGGGGAGAAAAGACAGUGGGAAUGUGAAAAGCCUCCUCACCUGGGACGGUCAUGCGCCGCGAGGAAUCUGUUUCACUGCAUCGCAUUCGCUACAGCCCCACGUCCGACCGUCGUGACCAUCGAUCGCAGUCGACAAGUCUCGACGGGCGUGGUCCCUUGCUCCCUGCUCGGUGGUUCUUCCUCCGAGCCUGUGCAUGCAGCCACGGCGCCAACAAGGAUCUGGAGCAGGCCAUGGGAGGGGAGAGGCUCGCUAUCAGAAUUGAUACCUACAUAUCGUCCCGCGUCUCCCAAGUGGAGCGCCCAUCACAGCCUAUCCGGGGAACAGCAAUCCUGGGCCCCAAACCCCAACUGCGGACCGAACCAAACAAGUCCAACACCUCAGAGCUCACACAUGCCCCCCUCAACGCGGCCACUCGCCGAGACCGCCGGCCAGGUCUAAGACCCGCCCUGGCAAGGGGGAACUGAGCAGGGGGGAAGCGGGGUCAAGCCGUCGUCUCACGCUGUAUCCCCGUCGAUCGC
Messenger RNA from Aspergillus heteromorphus CBS 117.55, 801 nucleotides. RefSeq lists its product as uncharacterized. The record is from RefSeq and is a predicted model, not a curated record. The transcript is spliced from 3 exons. NCBI's taxonomy places the organism in Eukaryota, Fungi, Ascomycota, Eurotiomycetes, Eurotiales, Aspergillaceae. The coding region runs from base 239 to 721 and encodes 160 amino acids.